CGUAGGACUGUACAAAAUGCAGUGGGAGAUAAUUUGUUAAACUUGUCAAUUUCUGAAUUUUAUUAAAAAGACAUGCGCCUAGCUUAAGACUUUUGCAACAGUUAUAGUGACAGAACAUGCUUAUGAGUGAAAUGUGAAAAUAACGCAAUGGCACAAUAUUUGACUAACUGAACGAAAGCUGGUUUUUCGUAUCGCCGUAUCCUGAAUAACAUUGUACAGAUAUAAACAAAAAUGGGUAAACAAAAUAGCAAACUCAAACCCGAGGUUUUAGAGGAUCUGAAGCAGAACACGGAAUUCUCAGAUGCAGAAAUACAAGAGUGGUACAAAGGAUUCUUAAAAGAUUGCCCCAGUGGACAUUUGUCUGUAGAGGAGUUCAAGAAAAUAUAUGGGAACUUUUUCCCGUAUGGCGAUGCUAGUAAGUUUGCAGAGCACGUGUUUCGGACGUUCGACGCCAACGGCGACGGGACGAUAGACUUCCGGGAGUUUCUGUGCGCCCUCAGCGUGACGUCACGCGGGAAACUCGAACAGAAGCUCAAGUGGGCCUUCUCCAUGUACGACCUCGACGGAAACGGGUAUAUCUCUCGACAGGAGAUGCUCGAAAUUGUCACCGCUAUAUACAAAAUGGUCGGUUCCGUGAUGAAGAUGCCAGAGGACGAGUCCACCCCUGAAAAGCGGACUGAUAAAAUAUUUCGACAGAUGGACAAAAACAAAGACGGUAAACUCUCCCUGGAAGAGUUCAUAGAGGGCGCCAAAAGUGACCCCUCCAUCGUUCGGUUGCUCCAGUGUGAUCCGCAGUCCCAGUGAUAUCAUAAAUAUUAAUUUUACCAAUGAGGGUAUUUCGAAAUAUGUCACUCCAGAAGACAGCACUAGGUCGUCACGUUCAAUUCUGUACUACCUUUAGUGCAACAUAUUAUGAAUAUUCUGUUCAGUUGUCAAAGCGACAUUGACAUAUGUUCCCUUUGACAGCUCAAGUAGCGCGGUCUGGGGACACAAAGUACCCUUCCAUUGGUAAAAUCUUUAUCCACACUUGUAUUAUUGUAAAAUAUCAGUUUAUUUAUCAUGCUUGUAAGAGCUAGUGUGCGGCGUAAUCUCUUUGAAAUUAAUUACCGGACCGUUGCCUUGAUGUCUGACCGACUAUAUCCGUUACAUUAUUAAUUUCUUGUAAUUAUAAGGGAAUAACAACUUAUGAAAAUAUAUAGUACAGAUUAAACAGCAAUAUUGUUAUGUAAGAGUACAAAAAGACAAUAUAUUUAGUGGAAAAUAUACUGGAAUAUUUAUUAUUGAGAGAUGUAUUAAAUAAAUUGACGUUACUACCUAAUGACAUGUAGAUUUUAAUGAUUAUAUCUUAAUAGACUAUAAUAUAGUAAUGUUUAUUUUUGUUACUCGCACUAACUUGAACGCUUUUAGAAGAAAAUAUUACCCUGACUUUGUCCAAGGAACACAUAUUCUAACGAAUAUGUUGAUUGCAGCAUAUAUUUACAUUUUUGUAGGUGAUCACACAGCGAGGAAUGUACAGUGGGGAGCAAUUAUACUGACCUCAAGCAGAACCGUUUGUGUCACGUGGGUCGGGUUUAUUUGUUUGCCACUGUAGUUUAUUGUACAGCAGGCUUCAUAAAAAUGUAUACCACCUGCGUAUCGUAGAUGGUAUGUUUUUGAUUCUAAUCCGCUGUACUUACGUCUAUUUUGAUUGAAUCUUGUUUUUCAAAGUUCGUUGUGGCUAAUUGGGAUGUAUAGAAUAGAAUACCAUCUCGGUACUUUCCUUAAAGUACUCGUGGUGGUAUAGUUUUCUAUGUAACUAUCAUUGUACAUAUUCACGUGACACUAAUGAUCGUGUACCAAUUGUGCGUUCAAAAUGUAGUAGUAAUGAAACGAUUGUAUUCAAGAAUGGUGUAGUACAAAUGCAAGACACAAUUUCGUGUCUCUGUUCCAAUUUUUAUGUAAUAACAUCAAUUUAAGCUCUCUUCUUAGUAGUAUUAUAAAACGAAAAAUCAGACAUCAGGGCAACGUAAUUAUAUAACUAUUGAUAGUGUUUUCCCAGAAAUAUAGUUAGGAUUUAGGAUGCGUACUUACAGAAGCGUACCUGAUUUGAAUUCGACCAAUCACAGUGCAAAGCUAUUUUGCGAGCGCAUGAUUGGUUUACAUUUGCACGUCUCCGCUCCACUCCACUUUUGUAAGGACGCAUCUUUUUUGAUUGAUAACAUUUAAGCAGGAAUAAGCCUGCUCACUCAACCGCUGUUGGUUAUAUACAAAUUAAUUCAAUAUUAACUGUUUAUUAUAAUAUUUAAAUGUUACUAUGACCUAUGAUAUUUGGUUGUUUUAUGAGACUGAGUCCGUGAUGUGUAUGAAAACAAAUGAAAAAUGUUUGCAACCGGUUGCAGCUCAUUGAUAUUGAAUAUAUUACCAUGUCAUAUAAUUUAUUCUGGAUUUUGUAUAAAAUGGUACUGAUUAGAUAGUUGUGCCCAAAAUUUAUUUUAAUUCAGCAACAAUAAAUUUGGUUUAAAUGAGCACAUUAAGGUGUGACCUACUUAGCAGUAGCAACUAUUAACACAAUACCAUUCGGCGUUCAACUGUAGUUUAUUAUACGAUUUAUGAUUGAAUGUACACUAAAUGAAUCAGGAAUUCGUGCCUACAGCGGUACACACAUAGUAAACGGCGUUGAAAGAAGCGGAGUUGACGGAUAUUGGCCAAUUAUAGCGUUUUUUUGAUUUUGACACUAUAUUUUGCAAAGAAUGUGGAGUUCGGUUCAGGUUUUUGAGUAAAUGGUAUAAAGUCAUCCUUAUACUUGACGCUGUCGUGUCAUGGCUGUUCAAAGCAAUUCUAGAUGGUAUUUUAGAAUUGUUUUGUGUUAACGUAACCUCUAUUAUAGUGCCUGUGGCCUGGUAGGCUACCACACUUUAGUGGCUGUGAAUAACGCUAAUUCGUUGGUUGCCGAUUUAUUGUCUUACGUUUUGGUGUUUGUGUGUUUUUUAAUUUUUUAUUUUGCAAUCGAAAGCAAUCGUAUUGCCUAGUUUUUCGUGUCUUUUGUGAAGUGCCUGUAAAUAUUAACUUAAUAAUUAUUGUCGGACUAAGGCGUCGUUCAUCAUUUAACAUUUCAACAAAAAGUUAAUAUUUAGUAUUAACACGUAUAAUUAGAGCCUCCCAUUAAUAUUGCAGUUUUACAUUAAAAUGGUUUAAAAAAAUUGCAAUCUAAAAUUCCAGCACUGUCUAACAAAAAUUUCGCUCAUAAUUAGAGUUUUAAAGACCAUAAAAGAACUUUUGUUCUCUGUCUGCGAGAUUUCUAUAUCUGUACUAUGAUAGAACAACCAGUAACGCAGCGCUUAUUCGCGGUUGCCGGAUUGGUUCCCAUUUGCACAUCUCUGCACCGCGCAUUUUAAAUUUCGAUCAUAAUAUAUAAUUAAAUACAUCAAUCAAUAAUGCGUAUAUCAUACAAUUAUUAAAGUAUACAAUUUAAUGUAUUUAUAUCGUACGUUGUAGAUCAUAAUUUGUGAACAGUGCUAGAGUAGUUUUGAUUGUUACAUAUAUAGAAUUGCAGAGGUCGCGUUCAAAGUUGGUAAAGAAAGUUUAAUGGUAAAUAAAUAAUUAAACAUCUCGUGACAUGAAGGUCAUCAUAUGUCUGUUUUAUCAGAUAAAUAAAUGUCGCUUGUAUUAAACUCACUUAAAAACGGAAAGAACAUUUGUGCUAUCACGAAUCUCUCCUUAACUGUAUAGAAUUCCACCAUUUGGGUAUUCUUGCUUGAAGCCGUUAAAAUAUCGAGUUAUGCUAUUGUACAAAAUAAAGAAUGCCAGCAAGAUGCUACUACAUCGACAGCACUAAUUGAGCGCCAUCUACAUUACCUCUGCAAACUUAGUCUGUUCGAAAGUCGAUAAACGCAAGCGGUCGUUAUUAGUUUGGCUACCGUCUUAUAGAUGGCGCUUUGAAUAAAUUAGCAGAUAAUCCAAUAAGAAAUAAUUAUUUCUGAUAUUGGUACAAUUCAUAUAAAGAACAAGACAUUCAAUAGCCCCAUAUAAUUCGUAUAUUUUCCCCGCAAGUCUCAUUAAUGUUUGAGACAGAGUACAGACAUUUUAAUUAUGGUCCUAAAAAAUUAAGCUUUCCGCUUAAGUCUAUAAAAAUUAGAUCUGCAUUAUGUUGCUUUCAAGCAAAUAAACAAUUAGUUUUGAGUUUUUUAAGACUUGUUGAUGAUAGUGACCAAAUUUAAAAGCAAUGAAUAAUUAGCAUACAUCAUACGGUCUUAUACAUACUUACAUAAACUCACGCCUUUUUCCCGGAGGGGUAGACAGAGAUUACAUCUUUCCACUUGCCACGAUCUCUGAAUACUGGCGGUUUUAUAAGGAACCUAUAAUUAUUUUAUAGGAAAAUAGGUACAAAAGCAUGUAGGUUAUUUUCGUAUUCACUUCGAAAAUAGAUUCAGCCUCAGAGAUAUUUCGGGUCGAGCCUUCUUACAUAUUUCGGGUAUAAGUACAACAAUAUUUGUUAUAAAAUAUUACUAAGUUAAUUCAGUAACAAAAGAAAAACAUCGAAAGUAUUUACAGUACAAGAAUUUUUUGUGUAGAUAUCAAAAUUAACAAGUUUAUUCUAAAUAUAAAAGCGAUUAAUAUGUCGUCGCUAGCCAGGGGGAAACGCCUUUACGCGUAGGGCGAACCUUAAUUUGCAAUGUUAUUAUAUAUCAUAGAUUCUAGUUAUAUAUACCUAAGCCUUGGAAAAAUUAUCAUUUCAUAUAAUGUGUUUACACCUAGAAAUAUUAUUUUCAAUAAACUAGUAUAAUGCGUAAUUUAAUGGAAAUCGUUCAAUUUUAAGCAAUAUAAUUAUGCGGUGCGCGUAUAAGGAUGACUUCUUAUAGGACUCGACGAUUCUCAUAAAGCAACCAACAUAUUGUAGUAUUUGAAAUUUUAAUUGUGUCCUAAACCGUAAUGUAACGUAAUUCUAAUAGAUAGCCUUAUCAAUAGACUUGCUAAUGUCGUAGAUAUAUGGUACCCGAUAUGGUGAAUCCCAGCGAUUGUAAGAGACGAUUACGAUCUUUUGCUUCUAUAAAAAAAGAGUGUAAAGCCACGGCACUGCAUGUGCCAUGUAUUUAAAAUAAAAAAUCCCAGAAUCCCAGUAAUAUAAUUUAAAGUAGUUAUUCUUGUCUAUAAGAAUAAUAGGAAAGGUUUUUACCAUCCUAAGAAAAGUUUGUGUACACCUAAGCAAAACCUGGGCGCGACGUGAGUCAAAUAAAAUAUCAAAAGAAAUAUUUUAUGUCCUGUGGUAUUGCAAGCACUGUUGAUUUUUGAUCUCGUAUUAAAUAAGUUACCGCUGUUAAGACAGAUGGCAGCACACGAAACAACUGCUAAAAUAAUUGCAAUUUUACUACCCUCCGAUAGAUGGCGGGAUGGUGUUUUGGAAUGGUGAAAUAUAAUGAAGUUAUUUCUGGUUUUGAAACCCAUCAACCAUCUAUUUGGGUGUAAUUUAAGCAAAUGUGGAAGAUCUUUACAAAAUAAAUAUGCUAAUAACAUUAACAAGUUGUCAGCGUCACAAAAAAGCCUUUUGGUCUUUCUUGUGUGUGCCAACAGUGGUAACUGAACGAGGUUUCAGCUAUCUUCUCACUGCUAGCAUCCACCACUCUAUAGACCAUAAUGUUAUUUAAUAUUCAUGUUGGUAUUUGUAUACUUUACGUACGUAUUCUUAGCUUUUAUCAAGGCGAUACAAUACAAUAUCAAGUUGCAUACAUCAAAAUAUGGUACGGAAGUGGCUGAUAUUUGAUGUAUGUAACUCUUGCCGGCGCUAGCACUGAAAAGACAGUAAAAGUAUUUGCACAACGUGAAGACAAACACGCAACAAACGAACAGACGAAUAUAAUAUGAUAAAUAUACAAAUUAAAGUUAAUUUAUAAUUAUGUUUAUAUGCUGAUCUAUUCGAGUAGCUGAUAUUAUUAAGGUUUAGGUUAUAAUGAUUUUGAAAAUAAUAAAAAAAAAAAAGAAAUAUGUAAUCCUCGAGUCAGCCUAAGUAUUAUUCGAUUAUUUUGUUUAUUUUUAAUGUUUUGUAAGGCUUUUCUUACGGUUAGUGCAAAAUUUAACAUAUUAAGGGAAGACGAUCUAGAAAAUCCUUAAUCAUCUCAUAUUAUUUUGGCGAUACCGGAGUUGUAUUUAAGAUUUUGACAGCUUUCGAUGUUAUGCUAAAUUGUACCUUAUAUAAAUACAUUUGAGUUUAUUUUACCUUGACAUGUAUUCACAUGUAAUACAACUUUGAAUCUACACUUUAUUAUAUCGUUUGCUACAAUAGCAUAUUUGGGAUUAAGGUUCACAAACAUCAUGUUUAAUAAUAAGGCCGAGGUUUGCUAAAUGGAGGAGUCAAGUUCGACCAAAGUUUUUUUAGAGAUGCGAUAAAUCCAUUCAAAACUAUCAAACGAAUCGGAAUAACGUUAAUAUUUAUCAUCAUUAACGUCAUAUGUCGAUAACAGUCGUGAAGCACAGCA
Messenger RNA from Amyelois transitella, 6449 nucleotides. RefSeq names its product neurocalcin homolog (gene Nca). The transcript is spliced from 5 exons. Lineage: Eukaryota; Metazoa; Arthropoda; Insecta; Lepidoptera; Pyralidae. Gene Ontology annotation, molecular function: calcium ion binding. The record is from RefSeq and is a predicted model, not a curated record. Bases 232 to 804 code for a protein of 190 amino acids.